Messenger RNA from Balearica regulorum gibbericeps (East African grey crowned-crane), 1335 nucleotides. The record is from RefSeq and is a predicted model, not a curated record. NCBI's taxonomy places the organism in Eukaryota, Metazoa, Chordata, Aves, Gruiformes, Gruidae.
GAGUACAGGACAUUAUCUGUGCAGAUGCUCUUGCUGCUCCUGUUCGUGGCAUUUCAACAAUGUGCAAGGUUCCUUGUCAAAUCUGUUCUUCCAGACCAGCCAGCCUUGAUAGUGGCAGAACAUCCACUAGCAAUAGCAAUAACAAUGCUUCACUUCAUGAAGUCAAAGGUGCAGUUAACAGUCAAAGCAGGCCACAGAGUCACAGCAGUGGAGAAUUUAGUCUGCUACACGAACAUGAGGCUUGGUCUAGCAGCAGCAGCAGCCCCAUUCAGUAUUUGAAAGGUCACACGAGGUCUAGUCCUGUGCUCCGGCAGCGAACGCCUGAAACACUGGAUAGUCGCGGAAAACACCUCAAAACCGGUUCUCCUGGCAGUGAAGUUGUUACCCUGCAACAGUUUUUAGAAGAAAGCAACAAGAGUACCUCAAGUGAGAUGAAAUCUACAAGUGAAGAGAAUCUUUUAGAUGAAGUCAUGAAAAGCUUAUCUGAGUCUGCAGAGCUGACAGGAAAGGAGAAGCUAAGAAAACAGCCGUCCACCAGUUGUGGUAUUGUGAGAUCAUUAAGCGUAAAAAAUACAAUUGAAUUCUCAGAUGGACGAUCCUUUAAACCAGAGCAACUUGUAAGGCCCAGCUUUCGUAAAACUGAAGAUACCUUCUUUACAAGCUCUCCGAUAAAAUUUACAUCAGGCACUCAAGGAAAGGCCAAAUCCGUUAAAGACAAGAUACAAGUGACUGUAUCACAGCGACAAUCAAGAGAUUGCAAUCCUUAUGCUACCUUACCUCGUGCAAGCAGCGUGAUUUCUACGGCAGAAGGAACCACUCGAAGGACAAGCAUUCACGAUUUUUUGUCUAAGGACAGUAGGCAACCUGUAUCGGUUGAUCCAGCACCAUCCACCGCUGACAGAAGCGUUCCAUCAACCUCUAAUGUGGAAGCUAUCCCAGAAAGCAGAAAUUCAAAAAGCAGGUCUAGGGAGCAACAAAGCUCCUAAUUCUAUUACCCACUACAUGAGAUGUGGGCCAAGUGAGAGAAAAGUGUCCUUCAGUAUCUCAGUGUGAAGCCUUUAUAUCUGAAGUAACAAGACAGCGACUGUAGGAAUCAUUAAUAAAAAUUAAGGGAAUUUUUUUACGUUCUUCGUGACUAGAGCAGGCGAGAAAUAAAAACCUACCUACCUUCCUUCCUUCCUUGAAUCAAGGAGCUCUACCGGAGUCUACUGCCGAAAAUUUGUAGAUGGUCUUAGGAAUUAUUGCACAUUGCACUGUUAAGAUCUACUGAAUAAAGGACAGUUCUCAUCUCCCUAAGGACCAAGGUCUCAAGAAUUACUCCAGGAAAAAAAAAAC